Molecule: messenger RNA, 2635 nt
Organism: Stegostoma tigrinum
Lineage: Eukaryota; Metazoa; Chordata; Chondrichthyes; Orectolobiformes; Stegostomatidae
Product: CD276 antigen-like
Exons: 6
Coding region: 1493-2521 (342 amino acids)
Source: RefSeq, a predicted model, not a curated record
GGAGUGAGGGAGAGUGACAGAGAGGUAUUGAGGGAGAGUGACAGAGAGGGAGUGAGGGAGAGUGACAGAGAACGAGUGAGGGACAGGGACAGAGAGAGAGUGAGGGACAGUGACAGAGAGGGAAUGAGGGACAGUGACAGAGAGGGUGUGAGGAACAGUGACAGAGAGAGAGUGAGGGACAGUGACAGAGAUGGAGUGAGGGAGAGUGACAGGGAGUGAGGGAGAGUGACAGAGAGCAAGUGAGGGAGAGUGACAGAGAUGGAGUAAGGGAGAGUGACAGGGAGGAUGUGAGGGAGAGUGACAGAGAGAGAGUGAGGGACAGUGACAGAGAGAGAGUGAGGGAGAGUGACAGAGAUGGAGUGAGGGACAGUGACAGAGAGGGAGUGAGGAACAGUGACAGAGAGAGAGUGAGGGACAGUGAGGGAGGGAGUGAGGGACAGUGACAGAGAGGGAGUGAGUGAGAGUGAUGGAGAUGGAGUGAGGGAGAGUGACAGAGAGGGAGUGAGGGAGAGUGACAGAGAGGUAUUGAGGGAGAGUGACAGAGAGGGAGUGAGGGAGAGUGACAGAGAACGAGUGAGGGACAGUGACAGAGAGAGAGUGAGGGACAGUGACAGAGAGGGAAUGAGGGACAGUGACAGAGAGGGUGUGAGGAACAGUGACAGAGAGAGAGUGAGGGACAGUGACAGAGAUGGAGUGAGGGAGAGUGACAGGGAGUGAGGGAGAGUGACAGAGAGCAAGUGAGGGAGAGUGACAGAGAUGGAGUAAGGGAGAGUGACAGGGAGGGUGUGAGGGAGAGUGACAGAGAGAGAGUGAGGGACAGUGACAGAGAGAGAGUGAGGGAGAGUGACAGAGAUGGAGUGAGGGACAGUGACAGAGAGGGAGUGAGGAACAGUGACAGAGAGAGAGUGAGGGACAGUGAGGGAGGGAGUGAGGGACAGUGACAGAGAGGGAGUGAGUGAGAGUGAUGGAGAUGGACUGAGGGAGAGUGACAGAGAGGGAGUGAGGGAGAGUGACAGAGAUGGAGUGAGGGAGAGUUUCAGAGAGGGAGUCAAUCUCGAAGAGCCAGCGACACGGCGAGAGAGAGAGAGAUUGAGUCAUAAAUAUAGAGAGGGAGAGAGAGGAUGGAACACUGAGGAAAAGAGAGCUAGGAGGUGCCUGAGAGUGACAAGUACAAACAGAGAGAGAGAGAUGGGCAGAGGAAUCUGUAAACUUCAAAUAACGUUUUACACAAAGUGGUAACUGACAGAAGUCCGUUCCCAGGAUCAGCAGCAUUCACAUAGAUCUGCAACAAAAGCAGGAAGUUGCUGGAAAAGCUCAGCAGGUCCUGGUAGCAUCGGUGAAGAGAAAAACAGAGUUAACGUUUCAGGACCGGUGACCUUUCUCAGAACCAGCUCAGUCCCCAGAUCAGCUCGGAGUUGGCUGUAAACAGGGUAACCAGAGCUGGACCCCGUGCUCCAGAAGAGGCCUCACCCACGUCCUGUACAACCUCAACAUGACGUCCCCAACUGACACCCAAACGCACGACACAACAGAGAGGCCCUGGCUGCAGUCUGAGAAUAAGGGGGAGGCCAUUCAGGACGGAGAUGGGGAAGAAUUUCUUCACUCAGAGAGUCGUGAGCCUCUGGGAUUCUCUCCCACUGUCAGGGUCAGUUCAUUAGGAAUGUGUGAAUCAUGUGGUUUCGGGUUGGUUGGGCUCUCCCCCAUUGUUAUCAUCUUACAGCUACUUGCUCUGAACAGAUUGGCGAUGGGGUCAGUGCCUGUGAUAAUUGCUGAGUUUGGAGACGACGUGACCAUCCCGUGCACAUUCAGCCUGGAGCAUAACUCCUCUCGGUCCUUUCUGGUGGUUACCUGGCAACUCGCCAAUACUGCCCAGGUGGUUCACAGCUACUAUUACCAGGAGGAGCAGCUCGCACAGCAGGAUCCCGCGUACCGCAAUCGGACCAGCCUGUUUGUGGAGGAGCUGAUGCUGGGGAAUGCCUCGCUGAGGCUGAGGGCUGUACGCCUGGAGGAUGAGGCUCAAUACCUGUGUUCCAUCAGCAGCAUGCUCUAUCGCAGCUCACACACUGUCAGCCUGCGUAUUGCAGCUCCAUACAGCGAACCAAAGCUGACCCUUGAUUUGGGCAACUGCCCAGACCAUGGGCUGGUCCACAUGGCCAGCUCAGGGGGGUAUCCAAGACCAGCAGUGGAGUGGUUUGCUGCGGAAGGGAGUAAUGUGACUGAGGAAAGCCAGACGAUGUUGGGGACAGGCCCGAGAGGACUCUAUUCCAUCAACAGCAGCAUUCCGAUCCACCUGGGCUCCGGAAACAAUUACACCUUCGUCCUCAAGAACCCACUGCUGGGGCAGCAGGUGGUCAGAUUCCUGGCCAUUGUGGGCUCCUGCCAUGGGGAGGCGAUCUCGUCUGAACACAGACUGUACCCUUGUUACAGCCUCACUGUCCUUGUCCUGCUGGCCAUCUCCUUCUGGUUGUUUUACUUGUUAAUUCGGAGCCGGUGUGCGACUCGGAGGAACCGAACCCCCUGAAGGAGCCCAGCGUUUCGUUACCCACAGUAGGCGAGGGAACUCACUCUGCAGCCCAUGGCCCCCUCCCCCCUACUCCUUCUUCCUCCAAACCCCUCCCUCCCCCUUCCUUCUCCA